Molecule: messenger RNA, 1077 nt
Organism: Malania oleifera
Lineage: Eukaryota; Viridiplantae; Streptophyta; Magnoliopsida; Santalales; Ximeniaceae
Exons: 6
Coding region: 1-1077 (358 amino acids)
Source: RefSeq, a predicted model, not a curated record
AUGCAGUACGUUGAGCCUUGUUGGACCACCGCCGAACAUUAUGCAACAUAUGCAGCAGAUUUUCAGCCGAUUAUGCACGAGGCGUACUGGCUAGCAUCAUCUUUGCCGACUAUACAGGCAAAUCCAGCGAUUGAUCCAGGGCCGUCCGAUCCGAGCGUCUUGACGAUGGGCGAUCAUCACAGGGCCAGCCGAGCGUGGGCUGAGGGGCAUGCGGAGCCCCUGUGCUGCCGAGGGGGCACCCAGUUUGCCGAGCGUUGGUUAGAGGCAGACCCCCGCAUUGUCCAGCUAAUACGCGAUGCGGGGUUUUAUGGCAUUUAUCGGAUUGCUCAUAUCCAGCUUGAUUGGCAUCUGUUUAUAUGGAUGCCCUACACGGAUGAAAUUUUAGCCGACAUGCCGCCUGCCUAUGCAGACGGGAGGGACCUGUGGGUCAUUCCCGCCCAAUUUAUGACUUCGGGGGUAGAUAUUGUUGGGGACGAUCUCCACGGCAUGGAUGGACGCGGUCGAGGGGUCACAGACUGGUCGAGUACGCACGCGAUAUUCGUCACUGCGUGGGAGCAUCGGCGAGACUACAUCGUACGAGGAGUGGCGGAGCACAGUCCGAUGCGUCCAGAUGACCCAUACUUCACUUGGUAUAGGUCUAUCACACGCCGCUUCGUCGACAGGACCGCAGCUGUAUAUUUGAGCCUCGCUGACAUAGUCAUUGAGGCAGAGCAGAUCUCGUCAGAUCCUGCGAUCCACCGAUUGAUGCGUGCUGCACUGGACCUCGUCCACGAGGACGGUCGACGGAUCCCAGAACGAGGAGGUCGACAUGAUGUACCAGCACGAGGAGGUCGACCAGCUCCACUACGAGGAGGACGACAUGCUUCCUCUAGUCGUCCAGGGACUCCCAUGUCCUCCCCACCAGUCGUACAGGCCGAGUACUUGUUUGGCCCGUCAGCGCCUUAUGCGCCUUCCACUGCAGCUCAUAUUGCCGGACCAUCGAGCAGACCGACUGAUGCCCCAUCCGACUUUGCUGCUACCCCAUCCAUGGAUCCGAGGGUGGUAAUGUGGUCCGCACGCAUUGCCGUUGUGGCAUGA